Dreissena polymorpha is the source of this 2077-nucleotide messenger RNA. Its product is annotated as zinc finger protein 426-like. Bases 99 to 1895 code for a protein of 598 amino acids. The record is from RefSeq and is a predicted model, not a curated record. The transcript has 6 exons. Lineage: Eukaryota; Metazoa; Mollusca; Bivalvia; Myida; Dreissenidae. Gene Ontology annotation, molecular function: RNA polymerase II cis-regulatory region sequence-specific DNA binding; DNA-binding transcription factor activity. Gene Ontology annotation, biological process: regulation of transcription by RNA polymerase II.
UAGCCUAUCGAGCGUCUGAUUUAUAGGGAGCAAUGGCUUUAUUUUUCUACAUGAAGGGCCAGUGUUUUCCUAUAUAGUGAAUCAGGUGCCAUCCUGAGAUGGAGACUCUCUCUGCAGAACUGUUCGUUUGUGGUCUAUGCUACAAGUCAUUCACAGCUGUCCACAGUUACUACUCCCACUUAAAAUCCCAUGGCAUCCAGAUUGACGGAAGGUUCCACUUGUGUGAGGCAGAAAACCAAAGUUUUGCUGAAAAGCAAGCAGAGACAGGAUUCUGUUGCCAUAAUUGCUACUGCAACUUUCCUACAGUGUGUCUGAUGCACGACCAUUUGCUCAGCUGUUCAGGGUCUGGGUCAUUUAUAUUUGACGACGCACGCAAGGUCGCAUACCCUUUAUGUUCAUUUGUAGACUUUGAGGCAAAAAAGGAUCUGGAUUUGUUUGCUAUUAUGAAUAGACUGAUUGAAAAAGUUGUCAAAGAUGCAACAGGAAAACAUCUGGCUGCUUGUUCAAGUUUAAUCAAAUACCUCUCUGCUAGUGAGGUAGCAGAAACAAACGCUUUAAUGACAUCUGAACAAGAUACACAGACCAAUUUGUGUCAUAAAACUUUGCAACUUGAUGAAAAGGAACAUACAUUCCCUGUGGCUGCUGACUCUCAAGAUAAUAUCCAAAAUAAGUGGCAAAACGAAUCUAAUGAUGAGAUGACUAUACCUUUACCGAUUGACAUUGUAAUAAAAACUGAAAAGCCUGAUCCCCAUUUCAUGAACAAUCAGUCAGACUCUGAAUGCAGUAGUUCCAGUUUGUCACGCUCUUGGCAGGGUCUUGCAGGGGAAUCAAGUAGUAAUGAGUUGUUGAAUCAAGGGAAAUGUGAUUCUUUCCUUGGCAUGGUUGGUAAACUUAAGAAAAGCAGAAAAGGAAGAAGGCAUCAGAAAGGCAAAUCAAAGUCAAUGUCCUUGUUAGAUGCAUUUCCAGAAGUGGCAAAGUCUAUUGCCAAAAGUCGACUUCAGCGUGAAAAGGAUAAAGAAAAGUCUAUAUUAAUGUUUGAGGCUAAUGAAAUUUUGCCAAAACUUAAAACCUAUAAACCAUUUGAAAUUUCGAAAUUGAACCUAGACAUUAAUAAACUCAUUGAUGACUUGAAGCAAAAAAGACCCGUCCUUGGUAGACCAAGGAAACCUCUGGAAACGUGUCCAAUAUGUGGACAGAAGAAAAAGAAAUCGCAAAUGAAAAACCAUUUGACCAGUCACAGUGCUGAAAAGCACUUCACAUGUGAAAUCUGUAAUAGGACAUACAAAUACUUACAUGCUUACCAGGUCCAUAAGCGAUCCCAUACUGAUGGCAAAUCAUUUGUGUGUGAGCAAUGUGGCAAAGGAUUUAUAGCAUUAGCAGAACUGAAGCGGCAUGCCAUGUUCCACCACAGCGAGGAGCGACCAUUCAAAUGUGAGGAGUGCGGGGCUGGCUUCAUCACCCUGUACAAACUGAAGAGGCACAGUAGUCUUCAUACUGGUAUAAAGCCUGUGCAGUGUGACACCUGCGGUGCCAGGUUCACAACCCAGAACAGUCUGAACCAACACAUGGCAUCCGUGCACCGUGGGGAGAGGGUGGUGUGUAAUGUGUGCACCAAGAAGUUCACCACUCAGUCCAAACUGAACAGGCAUUUGCUUGAACAUGCAGGAAUCCGGCCAUUCAAGUGCAAGGUGUGUGCAGCUGACUACGUUGGAAAGCGGGAACUCCGAACGCACAUGAAGACUUAUCAUGACAUGGUCAUGGAUGAAAGCUGUCUACCAGACCUAAAGCCCGUAUAUGACACUAUUCAAAAUAGUUCAGGAGUCAGUUUGUUUCAAGACCCGGGUUCAGAUGGUCCAGAGGCUGUUAUAUCCUGUGAGGCGAACCCAUCAUCUUGAGUAAGAUGCCAACACUGGUGUUAAGUGCAAAGUGAUGCAAUAGAGAUUCAUAGUGUGACAGAAAACAGACAAUGUGUACCUGACAAAGAAAAUAUAGACAAAACCCAUUUUCUUAUCUGUGACGUUUUCAUAUGUGUUUUGGUCAUACAUUUGAUGAUGCAACAUGACAACAUUUAAAACAG